This is a messenger RNA of Syzygium oleosum, 1110 nucleotides long. Its product is annotated as non-specific lipid transfer protein GPI-anchored 5. The transcript has 3 exons. Bases 375 to 887 code for a protein of 170 amino acids. NCBI's taxonomy places the organism in Eukaryota, Viridiplantae, Streptophyta, Magnoliopsida, Myrtales, Myrtaceae. The record is from RefSeq and is a predicted model, not a curated record. Gene Ontology annotation, molecular function: lipid binding. Gene Ontology annotation, biological process: lipid transport.
AAGUCUCCCCUUUUGAACACUCUCUAGAAAAAGACCAACCCGGAUGAGAUAAGCGGCAUGAACGUAGCUAGAAAUAGGUUUGGUCACCUACAAAAACGCGCCCAAAUUGCCCUGUCACCACUCACCAGGUUUGACAUUUACCUUUUUCCUCAAACAAAUCGUCAGGCAAGUUCUAGGACUAGUUUGUUUGGUCACCCACAUAAGUUCCUCUCUCGCUUGUCUCUCCCUCCAAUUUCCCCUACAUAAACCCCCCAUUUCCUAAUCUCCUCUACAGUUCAGCAAAACACAUUUUCUUAGCACUUAGACAAGCAUUCUCGGAACAUUGGUUUGCGAGUAGAGAGCGAGAGAGAGAGAGAGAGACGUUAACUGUAUCGAUGGCGGAUAGAAGGAUGGAGGCGGCUCUGGUUCUUGCCACAGUGGCCAUGCUCUGGGUCAGAGUGGCGGCUCAGUCGAGCUGCACGAACGUGCUGAUAAGCCUCUCCCCGUGCCUCAACUACAUCACAGGGAACUCCUCCACCCCGUCCUCGAAUUGCUGCACACAGCUCGCCAGCGUUGUCCGCUCCCAGCCUCAGUGCUUGUGCCAGGUGCUUACUGGAGGCGGCUCUUCGCUAGGGAUCAACGUCAAUCAGACUCAAGCUCUGGCUCUACCGGGUGCCUGCAAUGUUCAGACCCCGCCCAUUAGCAGCUGCAAUGCCACUUCUCCGGCCGAAUCUCCAUCAGAGACUCCAGAAUCUCCAACUGCAGUUCCUUCAGGAAAUGGAUCCAAAACCAUACCAUCGACACAAGAAGAUGGCUCAUCAGAUGCAGGCUCCAUCAAGCUAUCGAUUCCUCUGCUUCUUGUCCUCCUCUUGACAGGAUCGUAUGUCUCGAUGCUGUCCUCACACUAAUCAUCUCUUCCUCCACCAAUUAGUUCUGCGCAAUAUCUGUCCGAAUGCAUUGGAGUAUUCUUUAUUGUUUUGUAUUCUAGCUCGACCCCCAGUAUAGGCAGGGCGAGUGAGUUCUAUAAUUCUUACUACACCUUGAGUUUUGUGUAUCUACUACUGCUGGAGAGAGACUGGCUGUCUUUCUUCUAAAUAAAACAGGCAUCUGCCUACUCUUUGUAUGCCUUUA